CAUAUUUCGUACGCAAUUUAUUUACGUCGCUGGCGAAGAGUAAAUAAACAAGAGACGAUCGAUGGUACGGGGUUACGCGACGGACCGUAGUGCGCUUUCAAUUGAAUUAAAUUCAGUUUUACUGCCCUCCUCAAACGAAGAUUGUUAUUAUUUUGUACGCAGCGAAAGGUUUCCAGUGAUACGGCCGAACCGUAGUUCUGUCAGUGGUGUAAAAGGUAAGUGAGUAAUCUACGACGAAGGAAUCGAAAUUAUCGACCAAUGGUACAUCGAUCAGCUGAUAAGUGAUAAUUCUGGCUGCCACGGUGGUACGGGAAACCGUGAAGCUGUAGUGUACCGAAGGUGUGAUGCUGUUGUGAGCAGCAUUUUGCUCUUGACCCGAUGGAACGUGCGUGGACCAGCGGAACAGAUCCCGAACGACGCGACUUCAACGAAAGCGCCCGCCACGACAACGAUCCAGGCGUGUCCGGAGCGAACGGGCGAGGCGACAAGCGGAAAGAUAAGCCGCGAGUGUAAGAUAAACCUCGUCCAACACCACCUCACAAGCGAUUCCGAAAUACCUGACGCGAGCAGUGUACGACGAGUGUGUCCCGGAUGACGACCACAGCAACGAUUACGAUGGCUAACGGGACGAUACCAGACGGUGAAGCGAUGGCAGCGAACGUUGCCAUCAGCAAGAUUUGUAGCGUUUGCGGAGACAAGGCGCUCGGUUACAACUUUAACGCGGUGACCUGCGAAAGUUGCAAGGCGUUUUUCAGACGCAAUGCGCUGUCCACGAAAGGUUUCACGUGUCCGUUCAAUGAGAAUUGCGAUAUAACCGUCGUAACGCGACGCUUCUGCCAAAAGUGCCGAUUGGAAAAGUGUUUCCGGAUCGGCAUGAAGAAGGAAUACAUUAUGUCGGAGGAGGACAAGGUGCUGAAGCGUAAGAAAAUCGAACAGAACCGUGCCAAAAAGAGGCUUAGCAAUGGGAGCACAUCGGAAACGGGUAAUGGGUUGAGCGAUCGGGAAACUACCCCCGGAAGGAACAGUGUACCGACCAAGAUAAAGCGAGAGAAAUCACUCGAAACGUUCGAUGGUGGUGACUGUUGGAACAAUUCCUCAUCCUCUGAGUAUGCACCGAACGAAGUGCUACAGGCGAAUGGACCGGGUAGUUCGUCGACGAUGCUCACAUCGACAACGAUCCUCGAUGUUCCUUCCAAUUGCUCCAAUCAGUCGAUGCUAUCCAAUGGUACGUCAAAUGAUUACAGUCGAAUUGCUUCGCCCUCAGAACUAAGCAGUACGCCCAGCUCUUUAGCGUACAACCCGCACAGUUCCCUCUCCUCAGAUGCUGAGCUGCUUUCGUCUGCCGUUGCCUCGUUACAAUCGUCUAGUGGUGGUGCAAAACCACCUGAAAUGGUACCGCUGCAAUCGAACGAACGUACGGGAGGUAACGAUGAACGCCUUCCUCCGGUAACGAUCGAUUCCAGUGCGGAGGAUAUCGUGAACCGGAUCGUCAACUAUCCUACCCGCGCCAGUCAAACGAUUGCUUCGCUGAUGAAAAGCCCAAAGGAUGCAGUAUUCAUAAUGUCAAAGAUAAUCAACUCGCAGUGUGAUGCGCUGAAGCUGAUAAGCCAUUUCAUAACCGCACCAGGAGAUGCGUUACAGAUCAUUAGCAAGAUCAUGAAUUCUCCGCUCGAUGCGCUGACGGUAUUUGCCCAGUUCAUGAGUUCACCAACGGAUGCGCUUCAGCUGAUCGGGAAGAUCGUAAGCUCGCCGGCCGAUGUGCUACAGUUUAUGCAGCAGCUUAUGAACCAGCCGGAAGAUGCGCUACAGGUAAUGAACAAAUUUAUGAGCUCACCGGCCGAAGCACUGCAGAUGAUCAACAAGAUGAUGAACCAUUCCGAUAUUGUGAAAACGAUCAAAGAAGCGGCCGAUACGUCCCAGAAAGAUGAAGACGAUCAGCAGCAGCAGCAGCAGCGACAACAGCAGCAACAAAUAUUACCAACAACGCAACAACCAACUCCGCAUCAAAUGCAUCAAUCGGAUCUAUCGUUGGGAUCACCGCACAUUGAUUCACCAGCAACCGAUCAGCAUCAGAUGAUUCGCUCCCUCAUGCAAGAACCAACGAUCGUUACGGAACCGGUGGGAACGAUCAGUGCUGCCGCUUCACCUUCAUCCACGUCCAACUACGAGCCACCCUACACAUCGAUGCUGGACCCGUUGCUUUCUAGCACCACCACCUCUCUAGUACAUUCCCAUAAUUAUCAUCACAGCCAUCAGCUGCAACUGAGCGCCGCUAUCCAGCCAGCGUCACCGAGCUGUUCGAGCGAUAUAGCAGAUGUUGUGUUUGCGGCAUCGUCAACGUUUGGCCACGAUCCACCAAUAAUCGUACCGCCUACGGAUGAUUUGGGCAUAUUUCAAGACAUCGAAGCGAAACCGGUAAUGCCACACACGCUCGAAUCGGUCCUGAUGCAAGCGAUAAAGCUCGAGUACGAAGGAUACAACAGUAGCCCGAUCGGUACGAGCACGAGCCAACAGUCAACCGUCCAUCAUCCGACGGUCGGUAGCAACAGCAUCGAGCUAAAUGAUGCUGAAAGAGCCAAGCUGAAUGAGCUGAUUGUGGCCAAUAAAGCACUGUACGCGCCCGUUGAUGAUGAUCUCGCGUCACUCAUCUCGGACGACUGCCGGAUAAAGAGCAAUCAAACGCAGCAAGAUCCACAGUUGCUGAAGGUGAUAAACUUAACCGCCAUUGCCAUACGACGCUUGAUAAAGAUGUCGAAAAAGAUCAGCGCCUUCAAGAACAUGUGCCAGGAGGAUCAGCUUGCCCUGCUAAAGGGAGGCUGCACGGAAAUGAUGAUCCUACGGUCCGCGAUGCAGUACGACUGUGAUAGAGCGACAUGGAAGAUACCUCACAGUCAGGAGGAAAUGUCCAACAUACGGGCAGAUGUGCUCAAGCUUGCCAAGGGUAAUGUGUAUCAGGAGCACGAACGGUUCAUACGAACGUUCGACAAGAAGUGGCGCUCGGACGAGAACAUAAUAUUGAUCAUGUGUGCCAUCACACUGUUUUCACCGGAUCGUCCAAAAACCAUACAUUCUGAUGUGAUCAAAUUGGAACAAAAUUCUUACUACUAUUUACUACGCCGUUACUUGGAAAGUAUCUACCCUGGUUGUGAGGCACGCUCGGUAUUUCUGAAGCUGAUGCAGAAGAUAUCGGAAUUACAUUUUUUGAACGACGAAAUAAUCAGCGUCUAUCUGAACGUUAAUCCAUCGGAAGUGGAACCACUGUUGCGUGAAAUAUUUGACCUGAAGGUGCACUAAGCAAUUUUUCUCACACUCCCUGUCUGUAGCUAUGUUUGUAGAACAAAUUUAUGUCUCUGUUUGUGCGGCAUUCGUCACGCUAUUAGCAAUAUAUUGGAUUGUGCAAUAUGUUUUAAAUUGUUGUUUUGUUUAAAAUCAUCCGCUAAAGUGUAAAAUGUAAACAGUCGCUAAGUUUUAUGAAGCAUUUAUUUUGCUUACAGUUGUGCAUUGUCUAAUUUGUUGUAUGGUGCUAGAGUAAGCUACCAGCGCUUGGAAGCCAAUUAAUUGUUAUUGAGACAGUUCGAUUGUAAAAAUCCUUAUAGUUAUAGGUUCUGAAUGGAACAGAGCACAGCACAUCAUUUACAAGUUAGUCAGGUUUAUGUUAUGCUGUGGAAAACACGAUUGUUUACAGCUUGCCAGAUAACUAGCCCCUAGGCUACACCGCCAUUUGGUGUCAAACAUAGCUUAGAGUUAAAUGUUCGCUAUACACACAACAGUGUAUAGUUCAACAGAACAGUUCAGCAUGAAGAAGCUUUAACUUAAGUUACUACAAUAGUGUGCUAUCUGUGGUAAGCACACAGGGCUUAUCGUCCAAAACACAGGGAUGUUAGAAACAGGUUAAACAAUGACGUUGGAAAUAUUGGCCUUAUAGAAAUGUGAUGAAUAAGCUUUAGCUAAAAAUGCAUUGUCCGAAGUUAGUCGGUUUUUUUCCUUUCACUAUCGCAUCGUUUGUGUAUUGAAAGCCCGUUUAACAAGCGGUUGGAGCGUAUUUUUUUUAAAUUAGAAGCAACAACCAUCACUUACGAAUGUAUCACAUUUCUAACGUAACCACAUACGCUUGAUUGAUUGAAAGAGAAACGACCCCCGUUACUGAAAGUAAAACCGCAAUCUACCACAAAUAGUUCAAAUUACAAUUAGCCAGAUGAUGAAGCAUAGCUUCGUAUUUUAUUUCCGUACGUAUUGCACAUUUGUAAUGUGAGACAGUAACCUGGAACAUGUUAGCUUUCGUGCUAUGUUUGUUUCGUCGUAUGUAUUGGUACACUGUGAAUGUAUUGUUAUUUUGCUUUUCGAACAAACGAAAUAUAGCGUGUAAAUAAAACA
Molecule: messenger RNA, 4374 nt
Organism: Anopheles funestus (African malaria mosquito)
Lineage: Eukaryota; Metazoa; Arthropoda; Insecta; Diptera; Culicidae
Gene: Hr96
Product: nuclear hormone receptor HR96
Exons: 4
Coding region: 592-3294 (900 amino acids)
Biological process (GO): positive regulation of transcription by RNA polymerase II; cell differentiation; negative regulation of transcription by RNA polymerase II
Molecular function (GO): nuclear receptor activity; zinc ion binding; RNA polymerase II cis-regulatory region sequence-specific DNA binding
Source: RefSeq, a predicted model, not a curated record